CCGCCGCCACCGCACACACACACGCACGCUUCUCUCCAUCUUGCGCUUCCCUUUUUUCCUCCCGAUCCCUCCAGCGGGGCUGCGAGUUUGCCUUGAUCGCCCCUCUACUCCGUCGCCUUCUUUUCUUCUCGCUCGUCUCCCCCCGGCUCUCAGCUCGCUGCGCGCCUCUCGCCCCUCUGCGUUUGUAUUUAUUCAUAUUUAUCUGGCCCCCGCUCGCUCGCGCUCCCCCCAACUCCCUUCGUCCGGAUCCCGGCUCUCUCCCCGGAGUGGCGCGUCGGGGGCUGCGCCGCUGGCCAGGCGUGAUGCUGCACGUGGAGAUGUUGACGCCGCUGUUUCUCGCGCUGUGGAUGUGCGUGUUCAGCCAGGACCCGGGCUCCAAGGCCGUCGCCGACCGCUACGCCGUCUACUGGAACAGCAGCAACCCCAGGUUCCAGAGGGGUGACUACCACAUCGACGUCUGCAUCAACGACUACCUGGACGUCUUCUGUCCUCACUACGAGGACUCUGUCCCGGAAGACAAGACGGAGCGCUACGUCCUCUACAUGGUGAACUUUGACGGCUACAGUGCGUGCGACCACACGUCCAAAGGGUUCAAGAGGUGGGAGUGUAACCGGCCUCACUCUCCAAAUGGACCGCUCAAGUUCUCUGAAAAGUUCCAGCUCUUCACACCCUUUUCUCUAGGAUUCGAAUUCAGACCAGGCCGGGAAUACUUCUACAUCUCCUCUGCAAUCCCAGAUAACGGAAGGCGGUCCUGUCUAAAGCUCAAAGUCUUUGUGCGGCCAACAAAUAGCUGUAUGAAAACUAUAGGUGUUCAUGAUCGUGUUUUCGAUGUUAACGACAAAGUAGAAAAUUCAUUAGAACCAGCAGAUGACACCGUCCAUGAGUCAGCCGAGCCAUCCCGCGGCGAGAACGCGGCACAAACACCAAGGAUACCCAGCCGCCUUUUGGCGAUCCUGCUGUUCCUCCUGGCGAUGCUUUUGACAUUAUAGCACAGUCUCCUCCCGUCACCUGUCACCGAGAACAUCAGGGUCUUGGAACGCCAGAGAUCCACCUAACUGCUCAUCCUAAGAAGGGACUUGAUAUUGGUUUUUUCUUGGCAGAUGUCAGAUUUUGUUUUGUUUUGUUUUCUUUCUUUCAGCCUGAAUUCUAAGCAACAACUCGGGGCUUGCGGGGGUGGGUGGUGGUGUGCUAAAGUAGUUCCUGCCUCCCUCACCCCCACCCUGGCCCCGGCCCCUGCCCUCUCUCACCCUCUUCCAAAUUACACGGACUCCAGACGAACAUGCCAGAUUGUCGGAGGGACCCCAGUGGGCGUCCGCUCCUGUGCGUUCUCCUGCGAGCACUCCCCUCCACCGGCCCGCUGUCCGUGCUGCGCGGACCGAAGGACGGAGGCAGAGGCCGCCGGGGGUGGGGAGGCCCGGAGGGUGUUCCCCUGGCCCAAGAUGUUCAUGCCUUCUCAUUCGGGACAGUACGACGCAGGGCACCGUGUCAGCGUGUCAAGUCCAGAGGGGAGGUAUUAAGGACAGAGAUCAGAUUACACCGUUUCCUCUAGGAGAGCGUACACGCACAGGCUUCUCAAAGGUUGAGACACUGGUUUUUUUGUUUUUGUUUUUUUUUCCUUUACAGACGACUGUCUUAAACCAUCCUUGGCAGCAAAAUUUGUGCUCCGUAAAAGAAGCCUUUGGUCUGGGAGGCGGGUCGGGGCCGGAAUGCUAGCACAGAGCCAGCGCGAAAGCAGAAAGCUAGGCUGGGUGGGGGACAUGUGCGUGUGACGAGUGCCUCUAAUUUUUUUGGUGACUGGGCAAUGCACACCAGAUCAUUUUGUUUUGUUUUGUUUUGUUUUCUUUGAAUACAGAUCACCAUGGUGCUACAACCUUUUUUUUUUUUUUUAAGAACCUGAAAGAGGCAUUUUUACGAAUAAAGUGACCUUCCCCGAGGCUGAGAAGCCAGGGUCGAUGAGUAUAUUACCGAAUACCUUUGGAUACUCCUCUGGGGGACCACGUGUACCAAGGAAAGGCUGUCAGGGGCCAGAGGGGACGGAAUUUGGCUUUGCUGGAGCGCCAGUGUGGUGUGGCCUUCCCCCGACUCCCACCCCAGUGCCCACGGCUCGGCACUCCAUGACUUUGGAGCCCCCCCUGCUCCCGGGAGAGUCAGUCUGUACUACUUGGGAGGGCUAAAGGGAAAUUUGGAAUAAAGAUUCCAAACUGUGGAAAGAGAAAAUUCAAGAGCUGAUUUUAUAUCCUUUCCCUUUCUGACACAGCCUGAAGCCUAGGGGGAACAUGUGUUUAUCUGUGGGAGAUAAACAGGAUGGAGUCCCAAAGACUUUAACAAAAUAUUUUUUUAAAAAUCCACUAGAAUAGAAAAUACAUUAUUUAGAUAUACUUUAUGCUGAGAGUGAGUAUAUAUGCUUGUCCUAUUUAAACUUGUGAGAAAAAAAAGUGGUAUCCCUUGAUACAUUUAGAAAUAUGGGGGGUUAUCUUGUUUCAUUGUUGGGGUGGGGCGAGAGGAUAGUAAAUGGGCCAACCGGGAUGUUACCAGGAAAUGCAAGCCUUGGGGGUUUCUACUGCAGAGGGUGUCACGAACUUUGAACUCCAAAAGCCGAGACAGGGAAGUGUCAGAUCCAUGGAAAAGAAAUCAAGCCUUUUUUUUUUUUUUUUUUUUUUUUGCUAUGGCAGGACAUGUCAAUAGAAACCAUGCCUUUCAAAACAAAACCAAUAAAAUGCAAGGAUCAUAUAAGAUGUGAAAAAUUGGAAGCAUUCCAGCACAAUAAGGAUUUUUUUUAAAUUUUUUGUUUUUAAUGUACAUGUUAAAAAAGGGGGGGGGUCAUAUUAUGGACAGACUUUAUGAAUGGGAAUUUGCUAAAGAACUGUGCGUAGUUCUCAAUUACAGAAAUACGUGAAUGAAAGGCAGCUGUAAAGGUACGGCACCCUGGAGAGUUGUACACACAUUGGAAUGUACUCUGGGCUCACCCAAUCCAUUUGGAGCAGAUGUUCAGGCUCAGUCUGCUCACACAUGGAACCGUGUGAGUAGGACUUGGAACCAUGUGAUUGCGGUUGCCAGCCUCGCAGAUGGAAUCAGUCCUGUUCCCCCAGACACCAGGAACGUCUCUGGAGUGGCAGAGUCUUAUCACAGAGAGCAGCCAUCAUUUCACUGAAACAAAAGUUCACAGCAUUGGAUUAUCAUUAUUAUUUUUGCAUUAACUAUUUAUAUACUCGGAACUCUCAGUAAUACUCAGUAAUAUUUCUUUUCUUAUUAAUAGUUACAGGCUUGUUGGUCCGGUGGGAUUUGGGUAAGGGGGAACAAAAAAAGAUACCUUCUAAAAUGGAUCAAUAGUCAGAACCAAAAUUAUACUGCAUGCUGUAUAACUGCAAGGAAAUCAAAUGAUCCUGUAAUGAUUCCAGUUUAGUCAUAACUACAUUAGCAGUGCUAAUUUCAUUUUAGAAAUGGUGACUUGUGUGGUUUUUCUAGCAUUUGUCUCUAACAAAUGAUGAAAUAAUUACUCAUGGCCCUCUCUGCCAUUGUCUUUCAUUUUUCACAGUGAAAUUAGACCCCUUUACUUCACCAUUGUGCCACGACAAAUGAAAUGUAAAAGGAAAAAAAAAAAGCAAGACUACCCACACCAGUAGAAAACGUGCUUCUCUACCUAUAAGUGACGUAAUUGUAGGUAGCGCUUGCCAUAGAGUUUUCGGGAUGAUUGGUAUCAGACAGUUUUCAUUUUGUCCAAAAAGUGCUGGUGGCCUUUUGUGAUGAUGUUACAACCCUCAGGGGGCUUUAGGAGGAUGUCGACACAACUUUGUAGCAGCUUUUAAUUUCAAAACCAAUUCAGAAUCUGAAGGGCAGCUUUCUCUGCCUCUCAGCCCCAGUUAGUCAAACCCCAGCGACCUCUGCCCCUGGUUGCCAAGGGCUUUGCAGCGUGAAGCAGGGAAAUAAGGAUCUGUCUGUUUAGUGGAUACCGUGUAUCCUUUAAUAGACCAGGUAACAGUCCGUGUUAGUUUAGACUAUUGCUUUGUACUGUACUUUCUUGGGUGGCAGAAGAAAGAAAAGUUAAACGUUAAAAAAGAAAAAAAAAACUGCGUUCUUUAAAUUCUGUAUUAUUAGCAACCUCUGUUGUAUAUAGUGUUUGAUAAUAAAGUAUUAAUUUGAUUCUUA
Molecule: messenger RNA, 4146 nt
Organism: Bubalus bubalis (water buffalo)
Lineage: Eukaryota; Metazoa; Chordata; Mammalia; Artiodactyla; Bovidae
Gene: EFNA5
Product: ephrin A5
Exons: 5
Coding region: 303-989 (228 amino acids)
Biological process (GO): axon guidance; ephrin receptor signaling pathway; regulation of actin cytoskeleton organization
Cellular component (GO): plasma membrane; external side of plasma membrane
Molecular function (GO): ephrin receptor binding
Source: RefSeq, a predicted model, not a curated record